AGAGUGUUUGCCAACUUUUACGAUCUUGUGACUUGCGACUUUUCUAAACUGUUGUACAAGUAGCUUAUAUCUUCGUUUAACGGUCUCCUUACAGAAUCUCUGAUACCUAUAUCUCUUCUAAAUCGUUAUAUUCUUUAGUCGUUUAGCCUAAAAAGCCAAAGUCUCAAUCCAAAAGUCAAAAGAGCAACUAAGAAAGUCAAUUGACAUCAAAGCGGGGCAGUUCGGGGUAUAUUUCCACGAAGCUGUCCAAUCUUUCCUUUCCAAUUCUCCAAAUUAUUUGGAACUUGAUCUUGAUUAGAUCAGAACAUCAUGUCGGGUCCUGUACCUACUGUCACUGCCCUGCAGGACAUUUACACUCAGCAGUCCUUGGCUGACCAGACUGUGCGGUGGAAUAAGCUGCUCGACAAAUUCCAGGCCCUCUAUGGAAGCCCCGCGCAGUUUGUGUCUCGAUCGCCAGGUCGCGUGAACAUCAUUGGCGAACAUAUCGAUUAUUCCCUUUACUCCGUAUUACCUAUGGGAAUGACCCACGAUGUCAUCAUCGCCGUAUCUACCGAUCUGGAACCUUCUCAAGAUGGCACUUAUAAGAUCAAAAUAGCAAAUGUCGAUAAUGAACGAUUCCCGACCCGCGAAUUCGAUGUAUCGUACUCCGAAGUCGAGAUUGACGCAACCUUGCACGAAUGGACCAAUUACUUCAAAUCUGGGUUGAGGGGAGCGCUGCAAUUACUCAGGAAGAAAUACGGAGAUGAUUUUAAGCCCAAGAGUAUGGAGGUUCUGAUGGAUGGAACAGUGCCCGCUGGUGGUGGCCUCAGUUCCAGUGCUGCUUUUGUGAGUUCUAGCGCAUUGGCUGUGAUGAUUGCCAACGGCGAGCGCGACGUCGACAAGAAGGCUCUAACAGAGGUCGCCAUCGUGAGUGAACGAGCAGUUGGCGUUAAUUCUGGAGGAAUGGACCAAUCUGCUUCAGUAUUCUCCAAACAAGGGUCAGCUCUUCUAGUCAAUUUCACCCCAUCCCUCUCAGCACGACCAGUAUUCUUCCCAAAAACGAACCCCGAGCUUUGCUUCAUGGUCGCGCAAUCAUUCGUGACAUCGAAUAAGCAGGAGACUGGCCCGAUCCACUACAAUCUCCGAGUUGUCGAAUGCAGCAUGGCAGCAGCAUAUCUGAAUGCCAAGCUAUGUCCCAAGGGAACCGAACUCCCUAAGGACGCAGGUCCAUUAGGCGUAUCGAUACACGGAUUCCACACUAAUUACUUCAAAGAUACCCAGAAGUCGCAGACCGAGCAGCUCAAUGAAUUGAUCGAGUUAACUAAAUCCACUCUCACUCAAGAACAGGGUUACACAGUCGAGGAAAUUGCCGCAGGCGUCGGUAUAUCAGUUGAAGACGUGAAAGCCCGAUUCAUGUCCAGCUUCCCGGUCCGGGGUGAAUAUUUCAAGCUCCGCCAGCGAGCACUACACGUAUUCACCGAAGCUCUACGUGUGCUCCAGUUCCUUGAACUCCUCGAGGACCCGGCACAGGCACCGGAUUCCGGACACACGGUCGAAUAUAACGGCCGGCUUGGAAAGUUGCUGAACGAAACCCAAGACUCAUGCCGAGAAUUAUACGAAUGCAGUUGUCCCGAAAUUGACGAGUUGUGCAAGAUUGCGCGCGAAGCUGGGAGCUACGGCAGUCGGCUGACUGGCGCCGGUUGGGGUGGUUGCAGCGUUCAUCUCGUACCUGCUGACAAAGUUGAAGAUAUCCGCAAGGCGUUGCUUGAGAAAUAUUACUCCAAGAGGCAGUUGAGCGAGACGGAUUUAGAGGGGGCUAUUGUUGUUAGUCGGCCGAUGAAUGGCAGCGCAGUUUUCAAGCUGAAUGGAGGGAAGAUUUGAGGAAACGAAAUAUUAGGUAGGUAGAUAGUAUAUAUUGUUGGUAAUCAUAUGUACACAACCACAAUAUUCUUAAAAAUCUCAUCUUGACCUAGGUCCUACUACCA
Messenger RNA from Annulohypoxylon maeteangense, 1964 nucleotides. Its product is annotated as galactokinase. The transcript is spliced from 2 exons. Gene Ontology annotation, cellular component: cytosol; cytoplasm. Gene Ontology annotation, molecular function: galactokinase activity; ATP binding. The coding region runs from base 310 to 1860 and encodes 516 amino acids. Lineage: Eukaryota; Fungi; Ascomycota; Sordariomycetes; Xylariales; Hypoxylaceae. Gene Ontology annotation, biological process: galactose metabolic process; carbohydrate phosphorylation. The record is from RefSeq and is a predicted model, not a curated record.